AUGUCCUGGCUGAGCAACCAGACCUCGGGCGGCGACUUCGUCCUCCUGGAUCUGUUCCGUGUCACCCCGGUGCCCUGGGUCCUGUUCACACUCACGGUGCUGGUCCUCCUGGUGGCCCUGCUGGGCAACUCCGUGAUAAUCAUCCUCAUCUGGGCCGACCCUCUUCUCCACACGCCCAUGUACUUUCUGCUCAGCCAGCUGUCCCUCAUGGACCUCCUCUACAUCUCCACGUUUGUCCCCAAGAUGGCCCUGGUCUUUCUGUCUGGGGACCGUCGCAUCUCCUUCAUUGGGUGUAGCCUCCAGAUGUUCCUUUUCUAUGUCCUUGUUGGCUCCGAGUGCCUGCUGCUGGCCGUGAUGGCCUAUGACCGCUACGUGGCCAUCUGCCAGCCUCUGCGCUACCCCGUCCUCAUGCGUCCCCGGGUCUGUGCGCUCCUGGUGCUGGUGACCUGGCUGGGUGCGUUCUUCAACGCCUUGAUCCAUGUGGCCUACACUCUGACUCUCCCUUUCUGCGCCUCCAGGGAAAUCCAUCACUUCUUCUGUGAGAUCCCAGCGCUCCUGAAAGUGGCCUGUGCUGACACUUCCCAGUAUGAAAAGGGUGUUUUUGUCAGUGGUGUGAUUUUUUUCCUCCCUCCCAUCUCAGCCAUUCUGGGCUCCUACGGCAGCAUACUGUCCACCGUGCUGGGCAUGGGGUCAGGCCAGGCUCUUAGGAAAACCUUGGGUACCUGCUCUUCGCACAUGACUGUGGUGUUGCUGUUCUACGGGGCUGCCAUCACCAAGUACCUUCUGCCAAAGUCCUACCACUCCUCUGGGCAGGAAGAAGUGGUCUCCGUGUUCUACACCAUCAUAACCCCCAUGCUCAACCCGCUCAUCUCCAGCCUGCGAAACAAGGACGUCACUAGAGCUUUCAGGAACGUUUUCAGGGUGUGA
Molecule: messenger RNA, 927 nt
Organism: Condylura cristata (star-nosed mole)
Lineage: Eukaryota; Metazoa; Chordata; Mammalia; Eulipotyphla; Talpidae
Product: olfactory receptor 2AJ1-like
Exons: 1
Coding region: 1-927 (308 amino acids)
Biological process (GO): G protein-coupled receptor signaling pathway
Cellular component (GO): membrane
Molecular function (GO): olfactory receptor activity; G protein-coupled receptor activity
Source: RefSeq, a predicted model, not a curated record